AGCUUUCCAAUCUUGCAUGUUACUCAUUUGACCCACCCAGCACCCUCUCUAUUUCUCUCUCUAGACAUAGGAAGGAGAAGCAGAGCCAUGCUAGAAAAUAGAGUUAGAACUUAUAAGUGUUGGUGGAGAGGAGAGAUCCGGCAACCAUAAAAGAAGAAAGCAGCAGAAGCAGGCGAACCAAACCAAACAUACCAAAGUGAAGCAAAGGAAAGGCACGCAUCCAACAAAAGGGCACCAAACCCGUAAAGGGAUCGGCGACAUAUAUAGAGAGAGAGCCAGGGGAGAAGGACGGGAGGCACGCAGUCGCAGCAAGCAAGAGCUCCACCGUUUCAUCUCUCAACCUCAUAGAGAGGGAGAGGGGGAAGAGGAAAUCAGAGCAAAGAAGCUAUCUUUUCACUCCCUCAAUCUUUCGUGGGUGUGCACGCCACCCCAAAAAGGCCCCGGUGGCGGCGGCCGGGAGUGGUAAGUUUCUUUAAAGCGCAGGAGCGGGAGGCCACCCGAGUACUCCGGAGAUGCAGCAGCGGCGCAAGUCGGUGUUUGCGUCGGCGCCGUUCGCGAUGAAGCAGGCGGCGCUUGGGGCCGGCGUGGCCGCGCGCAAGAACGGCGCGCCGCUGUCGCUCGCCGCGGUGGUGUUCGCGCUGUUCGUCUUCGCCACGUUCCUGUACAACGAGGACAUCAAGUCCAUCACCGACUUCCAGUUCAGCGCCGGCGCGAUCCGCGCCAAGGCGCCCGACCUCCACCUCCUGCAGGAGGCCGAGGCCGCCGCGCACGCCGCCGUCAACACCCUCGCCAAGCGCGGGGAGGAGGUCAUCGUCCGGGUCCUCGAAGCUCCCUCCUCGGGGGCCAUGCUGGCGGCCGGCAACAGCACUGGCACGGGCGAGGCGGCGGCGGCGGCCAAGACCAAUGCCAAUGCCAACACUGCCAACGCGGGCGCGGACAAGGUGGACGAGGGGCAGGAGAAGGACAGGGACGUGACGCUCCCGACCGUGACGGGAGGCGGCGCGGACGAGGCGAAGAGGCGGGCAGACGAGGAGGCGGCCGAGAAGGCGUCGUCAGCGAAGGCCGCGGCCGCGACGGCGGCGCUGCGGACCGUGGUGAGCGUGCCGGAGACGUGCGACAUGUACCGCGGCAACUGGGUGUACGACGAGGUGAACGCGCCCGUGUACAAGGAGGGCGAGUGCGAGUUCCUGACCGAGCAGGUCACCUGCAUGCGCAACGGCCGCCGCGACGACUCGUACCAGAAGUGGCGCUGGCAGCCGACCGACUGCGACCUCCCCCGGUUCGACGCGCGGCUUUUGCUGGAGCGGCUGCGCAACAAGCGGCUGAUGUUCGUGGGGGACUCGCUGAACCGCAACCAAUGGGAGUCGAUGGUGUGCCUGGUCCAAUCCGUGAUCCCCAAGGGCCAGAAGACGCUCACCAAGUUCGUCAACAACGGCUCCAGCAACGUGUUCUACGCGCACGAGUACAACGCGACGGUGGAGUUCUACUGGGCGCCCUUCCUGGUGGAGUCCAACUCCGACAACCCCAAGGUGCACAGCGUCCCCGAUCGCGUCAUCCAGUGGCACUCCAUCGCCAAGCACGCCCGCAACUGGGUCGGCGUCGACUACCUCAUCUUCAACACCUAUAUCUGGUGGCUCAACACGCUCGACAUGAAAGUCCUGAAGGGGUCGUUCGACAAGGGCGACACCGAGUACGCCGAGGUGGAUCGGCCCGUGGCGUACAAGGAGGUGCUCAAGACGUGGGCGAAAUGGGUGGACAGGAACAUCGACCCCAACAGGACGACCAUCUUCUUCAUGGGCAUGUCGCCCAACCACAUCACGCCGGAGGCGUGGGGCAACCACGGCGGGAUCAAGUGCGCGAUGGAGACGCUGCCGAUCACGAACCGCAGCACGUCGCUGGACGUGGGCACGGACUGGCGCCUCUACGCCGGCGCGCUGGAGGUGCUCCCGACGCUGCGCCGCGUGCCCGUCCACUUCGUGGACAUCACGGCGCUGUCGGAGCUCCGCAAGGACGCGCACACCUCGGUGCACACGCUCCGGCAGGGGAAGCUGCUCACCCCCGAGCAGCAGGCCGACCCCAAGACGUACGCCGACUGCAUCCACUGGUGCCUCCCGGGCCUGCCCGACACCUGGAACCAGUUCGUCUACGCGCGCAUCGCCUCGAGCCCCUGGCCCGCCGAGACCGAGCUGUAGGAUUCGGAUCCCCGGCCGGUAGCUGACGACGGGCCCCCAGCUAACGAGGCUCCAGUGUUACUGCCAUACAGGAAGAGCGAAGGACAAAGUUUGACACUUGACACAAGGGAUGCUCACCAAUUUUCGUUCUCACUUUUUUCCCCGAUUUUUCUUUUGGUUGCGUAAAGCUGUUCUGUGCUGUUAACCUGUGAUUCUUUGUUGAAAGAAGUGGAAGGUGUAGGAUAAAGAAAAUGUAAGGGCCUCGUUCAUUGGCAGCUCAUUUCCUCUCCUACUGAGGAUGGCUAGGAGAAAGCAAAAGGUUGUAAGAGGGAAAGCAAAGAGGGGUUGCAUGUAAAGAAGAUUUUUUGUGUAUUACACUAUGCUGGUGCACCCAAGGUUAAGAGAGGUAUAAAGACUACCUACGAGGUGCAUCUGUUCUUCAA
Molecule: messenger RNA, 2614 nt
Organism: Phragmites australis (common reed)
Lineage: Eukaryota; Viridiplantae; Streptophyta; Magnoliopsida; Poales; Poaceae
Product: xylan O-acetyltransferase 6-like
Exons: 4
Coding region: 513-2192 (559 amino acids)
Cellular component (GO): Golgi apparatus
Molecular function (GO): O-acetyltransferase activity
Source: RefSeq, a predicted model, not a curated record